AUGAGUAUUGCUGAUGCCUUUGAAUGUACCAUUGAUUUUGAUGGACAGCGUCUGGUAGAUAAGUUGAUGCACAUUUUGUUAAUAGUUACUGGUAUCAUAAGCUUCGUGUCUGGUUAUUCUACACAAUCACUUCAAGUACUCUUGAUUGCAUUUGCAUCUGGAUUAGGUGUCACUGCAUUGGCGGUUAUUCCUCCAUGGCCAAUCUAUAACAAGCAUCCUCAACCAUUUAUCCAAAAUGAUACCAAAGAAUGA
Molecule: messenger RNA, 252 nt
Organism: Rhizopus microsporus ATCC 52813
Lineage: Eukaryota; Fungi; Mucoromycota; Mucoromycetes; Mucorales; Rhizopodaceae
Product: microsomal signal peptidase 12 kDa subunit
Exons: 4
Coding region: 1-252 (83 amino acids)
Biological process (GO): protein targeting to ER
Cellular component (GO): endoplasmic reticulum membrane; signal peptidase complex
Source: RefSeq, a predicted model, not a curated record